Monodelphis domestica (gray short-tailed opossum) is the source of this 4479-nucleotide messenger RNA. It is a transcript of the gene TMEM164, whose product is annotated as transmembrane protein 164. Lineage: Eukaryota; Metazoa; Chordata; Mammalia; Didelphimorphia; Didelphidae. The record is from RefSeq and is a predicted model, not a curated record.
ACACGCACGCGCGCACACACAUACAUCAACAAAUAUUUCUCGAUUGCCUAAUUGUAAUGGGCAAGUUGCUCCGGGCAACUUAGUGACAGAUCAUAAGAUUGUGGACUCAGAGCUGCCAAGGGCCUUAGAGGCUCUCUGGUCCCCCACCUUAUUUUUACCAGGGAAACUGAGGCCUCGGGGGCCAAGGGGCUUGCUUUACGUUACUCAGCUAGCUCGGGGAUCGGAUCGGAUCGGAUCGGAUCAGCAACGCCGCUCGCUUCUCGGGCUGGGACCCGGAGCCGGAGCCUGGGGGCGGUGGGGGGCUCGGGAGCAGUCGCAAGCCCCGGGGUCCAUGUGCCCCCUGGCCCGGGUGUCCCACUGACUCGAGGAGAGGGGUCUCCCCUUUGCUACGUGCCGUCCAGUCGGCUCCCGAGCCUCGCGGGUGCAGCUUCUUCCCGUCCUCUCCCGGCUAGUCAAGCAGAACUGCCUUAGAGGAAGACUAUGGCCAGGUACAGCCACCAGAGCCUCCUGGACUGGCUCUACGGGGGCGUGGACCCCAGCUUUGAAGGCAACGGGGGCCCUGACUGUGCCGCGUUCCUGUCGUGGAAGCAGCGGCUGCUGGAGAGCGGGGCCUUCCUGGUCCUGGCCGUGCUGGAGAUCCUAGUGGCCCUAUGGCAUCUCCUGUGGAAGCCCAAGGAGGACGGGGGAGCCCGAGGGGCCUUCACUCGCCUCCGAUCGCAACCGCAGCCCGCGGCCAAGGAGAGCCUGUUCAAGAAUCUGCUCCUCGUGGCCCUGUGCCUGACCUUCGGCGUGGAAGUGGGCUUCAAAUUCGCCACCAAGACCGUCAUCUACCUGCUCAACCCCUGCCACCUGGUCACCAUGAUGCACAUAUUCCUCUUGGCCUGUCCUCCCUGUCCGGGUGUCGUGGUCAUCUUCAGGCUACAGAUGCACAUGCUAAAUGGAGCUCUUCUGGCAUUGCUUUUUCCUGUGGUGAACACUCGUCUGCUCCCCUUGGAGUUGGAAAUUUACUACAUCCAACACAUCAUGCUCUAUGUGGUGCCAGUGUAUCUGCUGUGGAAAGGAGGUGUCUACACUCCUGAGCCGCUCUCCAACUUUUGGUGGGCCCUCCUGGCAACUGGCCUGAUGUUCUUCUAUCAUUUUAGCAUUUUGCAGUUCCUGGGCCUGGCCACAGAGGUGAAUCUGAACAACAUGCUGUGCCCAGCCAUUUCUGAUCCGUUCUAUGGCCCCUGGUACCGGAUCUGGGCCUCGGGCCACCAGACCCUCAUGACCAUGACCCACGGCAAGCUGAUCAUUCUGCUCGCCUCCACUGUGAGGCCCGUGUUCAAGUACGUGCUGGAUUUGCUCCACCUUCCCACCAAGAAAAUUGACUGAAGAGUUGACUCCGCCAUCUUGGAGAACACUCCUUUCUUGAUGCCAUCAAGAAAGGGGGAUUGUGUGUGUUGUGUUUCUUUUUCUUCCCAUCCCCCUGCCUUCCCCCUGGCUCAGGCUGCUCAUGAAGCCUGAAGCCAGGACCCCUGGGCCCAUUUCUCUUUUCUCCUCCUGCUCCUGGUGGCCUUACCUGGAGAGGCGGCAGCUGAUCUCUCUUCUCUCCGUGCAGGUGCUUUAGUGACAGCUCUUUGAGGAAGGAAGGUGCUACAGCAGCAAAACCAUGAAAACAUGUUGUUUCCACUGCCAGGGACGCCCAGGCCCAUCUCCUCUGUUAGUACAUCCCCCACAAUGGGCUCGUACCUCAUUUCUGUACCAGCACCGAGCCCAGGGCUUUGGGGAGGGGGGUGAAUUCCCUAAAUCAGCCAAAGUAGGCACUGGGCCAGCCUGGGACCACCAAAUCUGAGUAUGAAAUUUCUAUUGCAGGGUGAGGGGUGGGGCCAGAGGGAGGGUGAGAAGACAGAGCUGUAGGGGGGGGGUGAUUUUUUAGGGAGCUGGGCCUCAGUUAUUCUCUGUCAAAUUAAGGGAUUGAACCAGAAUUCCUCCACCAUCCUUUCUCAUUCUAAAUAGAUGAUUCUCUGGUCCUAUAUUUGACCUUGGGCAAGUCACUUCCCAUUGAUGGGCCUCAGUUUCCUCCUUUGAAAAAUGAGGUGGGGGGAAGGUUGAACUCAAUGACCUCUUUUGAGACCCCUUCCAGCUUUCAAGCUGGUAUUCUACCAUAAUAGAUCUAGAAUGAAUAGCUGGGAACUCUCCCCCCCCCCCCCCCAACACACACACAUACAUUCAUCCAUUGCCAUAAGAAUGGAGACCUCCAUGCAAAUGCUGAUUGUAAAUAAGCAAGCCAAUUGGUUAUUGUGCCACAGAAUCAAAAGCAUGAUGGGAAACCUAGGGGCUUUUGCCUUAAGCAAGUAGCAUUAUAAGGAAGUGACUCAUGUGAGAGGGUGCUUAUGUUGGAGUUUGAAGAGCUCUAGGAGGCCCUGAGCAAGUCAUUUCAUCUGUCUGUGCCUCUGUUUCCUCGAUUCUAAAACAGAGAUCCUAGUAGCACUGAUUUCCCUGGGUGGAUGGGAGGCUAGAAUGCAAUGCAGGGAAAGAGCAUGCUCUAGAAAUGCUCGCUAUAAUUAUCCAUGGUUUGGCCAAUGUGAAGAGCACCAUGGCGAUUCAGCAAGGUGCCUACUGGACUGUCCAGAGCUUUCAAGGCGAAGCUCUUAGCUGGGGAAACCCCGAUCCCUUGUCAUUGGCCCACUUGGCACUGAGUGGCUCCUUGGGAGUGUUGGCUUGUUUCUCACUAUCCACCCUCCCAGGCUGCUCCAGGAGGUGACCUCCAUUGCUUGAAAGUCAGCCCUGAAUGUAUCUCAGGAGAGGUCACGACUGGCCAUUUGGGGAUCCCUAACAAAGGAGAAGAGCCUUGAAGGCCUUUGUCGUACUCGAGCAUCCUUCGAGGCAGUAGGCAGCCCACCACUUUUAGUGUGUUUGCAGUCGAGGAGGGAAGGUGGUCUAGGUAGACACAGGCACUUGGAGUGCAGGAAGAAAGGCAUGCUGGGAGAGCACCCAUUGCUCCUGUAGGCAGUUGAGGUGUUCAGUGGUUCUCCGAGUCCCUCCUCAUCACAUCUCCCCAGCCCACUUUCCUGACUGUGCCAAGACCACUCACUAGCCCACUUCCAGGCAUCAGCAGGGGCAGUUGGAAGGAGGGUGGAGAGAGUGGCUGGUGGAUGAGGGACCCAUUGUUGGAGGCAGCUCAGCCAGGUUCCCCCACCCCUCGCCCUGGCUUUGGUCCUCCUCUCCCUUCCUCGAACCCAGGGGCCUUUACGGGACAGCCUUGCUAUUGAAUUCCUUUGCUGUAGCCCAAAUCGUGAUUUUCCUUGGCCGCUGAGGGUCGGUCGGUGAUCCUGGGGCAAUAAACUGGGACUCUUCCCCAUGAGUAGAGGCGCGUCCCUGGAAGGGAGCUGGCUCGCUCACUGGGGGCCUCUUCUCUCCACCCCCAGCUCUACACAAGGGACUUCCAUUUCCUUCUAAGAGAUGGACAUUCUGGGAACAUUUUUUCUCAAAGGUAGUGAAGGCAUGGCAGUAUUGUAGUAGUGGCUAGUGGUAGGUCAACUUGGGCACAAGCCGCACGUCUGACACACAGUGGCUGUGAGUCCCUGGGUCAGUCAUUUCUCUCUGGGCCCCAAGACUGAGGAAAAGCAAACAGGAAUAAUGAUCCCUGGGAGGUUGAGGGUAUGAUGGGAAAGGUGCUAGAUGUGGAGUCCGAGGGCCUGGGUUGAAACCCUAGGCUAGGCCCUUAGCUCCUCAGGGUCUGAGUUGCUCCCUGAGACUUCCUAGUUGCAGAGUGGAUGCUGGGCUGAAUGGGCAGAGACUUCCCACCAUCCCAAUUGCGUUUGGAUCCGCAGACCAGAAGGCAGAACGGUGCCCAGUAAACCGGUCCAGUUGGCCCAGCCACUGCAGGUUGGGGAGCUCAAGGCCCCAAGCAGGAAUAGAACACCCACUCCCUAUUGACUCUUUCUGGCAGUGACUCAGUUCUGUACACAGGCAUGCUGCUCCUGGCUCAACUGGGGUCAACGCAGACCAAGCUCUUCAGAAAACGCUUGCUUCCUCUUUCGUAUCAUCCCCUGCUCUCCCGGCUUCCCUUUAUCAAACACAAGACCACGUAGGGCAACGAGCACGGGCCAACUCUUUCCCUGCCCAUUCCAGGGGUGGGAGUCUCCGAACGGGGCGCCCAAUGGCUGGUGCUCCCAGUAUUCCGUUUGAAAGCUGCAGGACGAGUGAACAGCGCUGACCCCGCUGCGAUGGCCCUCUGGGACACCCUCCAGCCCUUAGCCCACCUUUCCAAACUCCAGUCGUUGUUGCUAUUGUUGUCGUAAAAGUGUUUUCUCCAGUUUCGUGACCUUCGAACCCCACUCGGCCGGCCAGGACUCCUCAGGUCAUUCUCUUGGAGUCUUUGGACUUGUAGCCUUGGCGAUUUCUGUUCCUGAAGCUCCCUGAGUGAGGUGGGGCCCUCACCCGGGACCCAUUGUGCAACUGUUUUGUAGGGUGACAUCAUUAAACGAUUUACGAGAA